Coccomyxa subellipsoidea C-169 is the source of this 880-nucleotide messenger RNA. RefSeq names its product nascent polypeptide-associated complex, alpha subunit. The transcript has 5 exons. Gene Ontology annotation, cellular component: nascent polypeptide-associated complex; cytoplasm. Lineage: Eukaryota; Viridiplantae; Chlorophyta; Trebouxiophyceae; Coccomyxaceae. Gene Ontology annotation, biological process: protein targeting to membrane. The coding region runs from base 53 to 628 and encodes 191 amino acids. The record is from RefSeq and is a predicted model, not a curated record.
GUAAAGGUUGACUGUCCCGCAAGCCUCACUGAGCUUGAUCGAAUUAUCCAAGAUGACAAGGGCGGAGGUUGAGGCCGAGCAGGACAAUGUGGAGGAUGUUGACAACGACGAUUCGGAGCUCAGCAGCGUGGAGGAUGAUGGUCCUGACGCUGAGGCCGAUGACGGCACCCCUUCCAGGAGCAAGCAGAGCCGCUCUGAGAAGAAGAGCAGGAAGGCAAUGCAGAAGCUCGGCAUGAAGCCUGUGCCGGGCAUCACCCGUGUCACAAUCAAGAAGAGCAAGAACAUCUUGUUCGUGAUCCAGAAGCCGGACGUGCUGAAGAGCCCCAACUCGGACACCUAUGUCAUCUUCGGCGAGGCCAAGAUUGAGGAUCUGAGCGCGCAGGCCAGCGCGCAGGCUGCCGAGCAGUUUGUGCCCAAGGAGCAGCCCUCUAUGGCUGACAACAAGGCCGAGGCGAUUGCUGCGGCUGACGACGAGGAGGAUGAUGGUGAGGUUGACGAGUCUGGCGUGGAGGCCAAUGACAUCGAGCUGGUCAUGACACAGGCCAAUGUAUCGCGCAAGAAGGCCGUCAAGGCACUCAAAAGCGCCGAUGGGGACAUUGUGUCAGCCAUUAUGGAGCUCACCAUGUAGAUUGUGUGCCGAUGUCCAACAUCAAAGCGGGGUGCAAAGUUCAGCAGCCCCUGAGCUGGCAGCCAGCAGUUGCACUGUGCAGGACAUGUACUUUCUACAGUGUUGGAUCCUUGAUGUGCUUUGUGUGAACUGGCGGUGCUGUGUCACAGCAUGCUUGCUGAUGAGCCGGUAAUGCAAUCGCAUGAUCAAUAUUUACUUGACCAGCUGAUGUCUUGCGGCCACUGCGAGUCCAUGUGAUGCCCUGACCGGUAC